Molecule: messenger RNA, 1537 nt
Organism: Theobroma umbraticum
Lineage: Eukaryota; Viridiplantae; Streptophyta; Magnoliopsida; Malvales; Malvaceae
Gene: ARFB1A
Product: ADP-ribosylation factor B1A
Molecular function (GO): GTP binding; GTPase activity
Source: RefSeq, a predicted model, not a curated record
AUGUCUCAUUGUGACACAGGGAAUGCUUCCACAUCUCGUUGGCUAAUAGAGCCAUAAGAAAAGAAUUUUCUUAAUUAACUGUGAAUUGUUUUCUGGAUGCCAUAAUAUUUUUGAUUAGUUUGAUUUGCCUAGUAAAUAUGGAGUUAAUUAUGUAGCCACCGGCGGCCCUGAUUUGAGCCUCUAGCAGUAGUGCUAUGUGAGCAGCUGUGUCUUUUUCACCAAAACAAAUGAUGACUUGCACUUUUGAUUUGCAUCAAAAUAUCAGUCAGCCAGCAACUGUUAAGCACAUAACCUUUUAAAGUUUAAACAUUCAGACAUACUCUGUUGAACUUUUAAGCAAUAGCCAUCACCCAAUAGAAUCUGAUAUCUCCACUAAUGUGAAACAUAUGGAAUGGCAAACAAAUUACACCAUCAAAAGUCAGAGAAAGCAAACGGACUUCAUUCUUUUCCUCUAUCAGAACAUAUUCUCCUUUACCCUUUUAGCCUUUUUCCAUCCAACAGUGCCAAACCUGGUAAUGGUAUUGACUUACAACACAAGGGACUCUUUUGCUCUUCAUAGGUUUUCGUAUUGGAAAAAGUAACCCUCAAUCUUUACUCUUUAAACAUGCAAAGAAACUUCACUUAAGUUGCGUAUGCCUUUUUCUUUUUUUUUUUAAAUCUUCCCGGGAUCUUACUUUUGAUUAUCUUAUUCUGGUUCUUUGGGUGAACUAAUUUUUGGUAAUGGGGGCAAAACUAUCUCGAAUUGCCAAGAGGUUUGGUUUCCUUCCUCAGUGUAGAUUAAGGAUUCUCAUGGUGGGUCUUGAUGCUUCAGGGACGACAACCAUUCUUUACAAGUUAAAGCUGGGAGAUCUGCUUAAAACCAAGCCCACAGUUGGUUUUAAUGUAGAGACCAUAGAGUACAAAAAUAUAUGCUUUGAUGUAUGGGAUAUCGGAGGACAAAGCAAGAUUCGGCCGUUGUGGAGACAUUACUUCCUGAACGUCCAAGGCGUGAUCUUCGUGGUAGACAGCACUGAUAGAGAAAGAAUCUCAGAAGCCCGCAACGAGCUGCAUUGGAUUUUGUCAGAAAAUGAACUAGCCAGUGCAUCACUAUUAGUCUUUGCCAAUAAGCAAGACCUGCAAAAUGCCAUGACCUCGUCUGAGAUUGCUGAUAAACUUGGAUUGCACUGUCUUGGACAGCGACCCUGGUACAUCCAGGGUACUUCUGCUCACUCUGGCUGUGGACUCUAUGAAGGUCUCGACUGGCUAUCUAACAAUAUCUCCCUCGAUGCAGAAUCCUUCUCAUACGGCCACAUUCCUCAUCUUUUCUCCAACAGAAAUCACCAGAAUGAAAUUGAUUUGACACUCAUUGAAUUGGAAAAAGAGAAUGUAAUAUUUUGAAAAUCCAGCAUGAACUUUUCACAAGUUGCAAUUUUAGAAGAUGCAGCGAUGCUUUUCACUGAGCGGACUCCCCUGCAAAUAGAUAUCAUUCACUGUCUGCAUCUGUGUAUUUAUAAGUUGACAGGUUUUUUUUUUUUUAUUUCAAUAAAUAUGAAUUUAG